CCGCUGAAAAUCCCCCGAGGCCUGUACCCAGCACGUACUUCGCACAGCCGGCAUCCCCCCGGUGUCCGUUCGUUGCCUCGCCUGCCAUACCAUUGGGUUCGAUUGCUAUUAGAGUUAUAACUGUGGAACAACGGCCAAAGCAAAUUAGGGGUCCAUGUAUGUCAUGGUGGUAGAUUCAUAAUAGGAAAAUUGAGGUUACCGCGAAUCAAUGUUGGUACAGAACCGGUUACGCUUCUAACGACUACCUGGCCCUAUCUCUCUCCCUUCUCUCCUCGGGGUUGAUUUGGUGCUAUUGUCGCGGUAGCGACCAUUGCGACCGACCCCCUUCAAACAAACAAUGGCUACAGUUACGAGUAAUCCUCCAACGCCGCCUCCUCCAGUCGCCUCGUCGCCCGCUAGGUCUAUUCACCGGAAACCCGUGCCUCUAGCGAAACUGCCGCUCGGGCAACAUGAGCGUACUGACUCUCAAGAAAGCUUUUCCGGAAGCAACUUACCCAUCAAUACCAUGGUCGAGUCGGCGACAAUGAAAGCUUCUCCGGUUUCUCCGGUUAGGGUCAACUUUCAGCCAGACCACUGGGCGCAGCCGUCGAAUGCGAGUAUCGAGGGGAACUACCAACAUUUACAACACUCUCUAGAUGCGCCCAUACUUCCUCCUCAUAGUCAAAUGUACGACCCGGCAUACGACCACGCUGGAAAUUUGACACCGAAACAGACAUACGCUAGCGACCACUUUUAUAGGCCUGGGCAGGAGAGGCUAUUGCAUACUACAGAAACGGGUUAUGUGGAUACUUCGGCUGCGCGAGACCAUGACAGUCAAAGCUUCAGCGACAGUUCUCGCAGCGAUGAUCCGAACCGCCAUAGUCGUGAAUCGGAUGCGACUGCGAGCACACAACAGCAGACUUCGACUGAAUCUUCAGUCGAGACGAGCGCAAGCUCAGUUUCUGGUGGCCUGAAUGAUAUUUGCGAGGGUCAGGUUAUGCCUUAUGAGGCAUCUCCAGAAGAAUCUAUUAUCGAAGACUCCAUAGCAGAAAGUCAAUCGGUCCCCCAAUUACAAUAUCAUCACCAGCCUCUCCUUCCGCGCGUUGCUAGCAUGCCCAUUGAGGCGAACUCGAGGCAUUCCUCCAGGUCAGAUCUUGCAGAAUCAGGCAUAGCUAUAAAUCGGCACUUAACCCCGAACUCUUACAUGAGGAGGAGUUCUCUCCCUCGACCGCAGUCGGCAUAUUCGGUGUAUUCUGAGUUGGGACCGCGCGGACGAUCUCCGAACUACGGGGGCGGUAACCCCCGUACACCAUCGGCGCAGUCUCGAAGGUCACCGGAAACCAGGCCGGUUUCCUACGCAGAGUUGCUCAAUGUUCCGUAUCCCCAGCAGGCACCGGCUCCCAUCACGUUCGAUAAUUCCUAUUUGCGUAAUAAUGUGGGGAGCAACGCUUCGUUGCUCAGUGCACAAAAGACGCUGGAGAUGUAUAGGCAGAAUGUGAAGAAGACAAACGACUUCUCGAUCCAAUAUUCGUUUGCCGUCUUCUUGAUUUCGACUGCACAAGAACAAGGUUUAAAUCUGGAAGAACCUUCACGGAAAAAGAGUACUCCGAAGGGAAGUCCGCUUAAUGAUAACACGGAAUCUCCACCGACUGAGUUGAUUCGUGAAGCUAAAAGUAUAUUGACAAGGUUGGCCAAUGGCGGCUAUCCUUUUGCACAGUAUUAUCUAGCAGAUGGGUUCGCCUCGGGCUUAUUCAACAAGGGCAAGGAAGAUUACAACUCAGCUUUUCCCCUCUUUGUUCUGGCUGCGAAGCACGGUCACGCUGAGUCUGCAUAUCGCGCUGGUUUAUGCUACGAAUUUGGAUGGGGUUGUAGAAAAGAUCCUGCCAAAGCAGUACAGUUUUUACGAACAGCAGCAUCCAAAAACCAUCCAGGCGCCAUGACUAGACUUGGGAAGGCUUGUCUCUCCGGAGAUUUGGGCGAGAACCGAUAUCGAGAGGGGGUAAAAUGGCUGAAACGCGCCACAGAAUCGGCCGACGCCAUGUACAACGCCGCCCCAUACCAUCUUGCCACACUCUAUGAAACCGGAUAUGGCGAUGAUAUCUUCAAAGAUGAGAGCUAUGCCGCUGAACUGUUCACUCAAGCCGCCGAGCUUGGGCACGCUGAGGCGAGCUUUCGUAUGGGAGAUGCAUACGAACAUGGAAAGUUGAACUGCCCACGAGAUCCAGCCUUGAGCGUCCACUUCUAUACCGGGGCAGCAGAAGGUGGCCACGCUGGAGCUAUGAUGGGGCUAUGUGCGUGGUACAUGGUUGGCGCCGAACCUAUUCUAGAGAAGGAUGAAGAAGAAGCUUAUGAAUGGGCUCGUCGGUCAGCGGACCUUGCAGGCUACGUCAAGGCCCAAUAUGCUGUCGGUUACUUUACUGAAAUGGGCAUAGGUUGUCGUCGUGACAUCCUAGAAGCUAACGUUUGGUAUGUCAAAGCAGCUGAUGCUGGCGACGAUCGAGCGAAGCAAAGGCUCGCAGCUAUCCGAGCAGCUGUGAGCGGUGGUGGAACACCAAUGGAGGUUGCCCCGCCUCGAAGCACAAAAAUGAAGAAAAACCCGCCAACUAAAGACGAUAAGGAGUGCGUUGUAAUGUAAAAUGGCCAACUUGAUGGCAGUUGGCGCUUCAUAGGUGGUGAAAGGACAUUGGAAAGGGUCAAACGUUGCCUUCGACAAAAGCAUGUGUCUAUCUUGGAAAACUUUCAGAGUACUCAUGAAGCGGCACGGCCCUUUUCUAGAAUAUCCAACGUCCCAAUUAUCAUUUCCUACGCCUUUAUUCAAGGGUGGAAACUGAUUUCAAACAAACCCAAUCGGGGCACUUUUCCCGGCGAAGCAUCGUGAUUGUAAGGUGUGGGAAGCAAGGAGUUUCCUUUCCUUUCCUUUCCUUU
This is a messenger RNA of Hypoxylon fragiforme, 2904 nucleotides long. RefSeq names its product HCP-like protein. Lineage: Eukaryota; Fungi; Ascomycota; Sordariomycetes; Xylariales; Hypoxylaceae. The record is from RefSeq and is a predicted model, not a curated record. Bases 338 to 2614 code for a protein of 758 amino acids. Gene Ontology annotation, molecular function: protein binding. The transcript has 2 exons.